UCGUUAACUAUGGUGACUUGCUUAUCAUUAGGCCACGUCAAGUGUUGUGCAGUGAUAAAGGAUAUGUGUACACUGCAGAAUAAUAAUAGCUCACGGCGUAGCAAGUACGUAACAGUCUUGAUUCAGAAUCAGCUGAUUAGAUCCGCGUUUUUGUAAUUUUGAUAAUUACCAUGGAUUUCGAAACAAAAUAUAACGUAAAGAGCCCAGCCGUAAAGAGGUUGAUGAGGGAAGCAUGCGAGUUGAAGGAGCCUACAGAGGAGUACUGGGCACAUCCUGUGGAUGACAAUUUGUUUGAGUGGCACUUCACUGUACAAGGGCCUCCAGCCACUGACUUUGAAGGAGGCGUGUACCAUGGGCGAAUUCUAUUUCCAACGGAAUACCCUAUGAAACCACCAAAUAUAAUAAUAUUAACGCCCAAUGGAAGGUUUGAAACCAAUAAGAAGAUUUGCCUCAGCAUCUCAGGUCAUCAUCCAGAAACAUGGCAGCCCUCGUGGUCCAUCCGCACAGCUCUCUUAGCGCUCAUUGCUUUCAUGCCAACACCUGGCAAUGGCACCAUUGGCUCUUUGGACUACACCCCAGAAGAGCGACAGAUGCUAGCACACAAGUCACGGAUGUUGGAGUGUCCCAAUUGUGGUAAAAUCGUGGAACAACUCUUGCCAUCAGUGAUAAAGCCUCCCGCACAAGAGGAGUUCUCACUCAUCACACAGAUAGCACUUAAGGUAGAGGAACAGCCUUCGGUGGAGGUAAAGGACGAGGAACGGCAGCCUAGUGAUGAUGAGAAAGUGAGGCUGCGAGUUGGCUUGUCUCGAUUGAUACCGCCCAGUGAAAUGCAGACGCAACCGCAGCAUUCCACCAUUGGCAUAGUGAGCAAUGCAAGUGGCAGCUAUAAAAACUGGCUGAUUUGGUUUCUUGUAGGUGCCAUCAUAUUCCUAAUCUACAGAAGACUCUUUCUCAUGUAACCAUCCAGUGCAUUAAUCUGUACAGAAAUGAAACUUUGCAGAUCCAGCCCAAACUUUAUUUUUGUUUCAUAUGACAUUAAAUGUGUAUAUCUUGGUCAGUUAUUGUGGAAAGAACUGAAAGAAACAGUGAUAAAUAAGCAUAAUGACAACAGUUAAGGUUUUACCAAGGAGUAGAAAGUAGAAUGUUUAUAGGUGGAAUUCGUGUGCAUGUUUUGCGUUGUGGAUGGUGACGGAUGGUUUAUUUCGAGUGUGUGCCGUGCCUCAUAUUCGUAAGGCAUCGUUGAAGAGCAGUGCUCUUCGAAGUACACUGAUAUUCCAAAAGCAUUACUUACACCACAUUAUGCAAUUAGUUGUUGCACUAAUCUUGGGUCAUUAUCGCAUUAAUGUGAUCUGAAGUCAGUUGUGCACAAAACUGUGUUCUGACGGUGAGAACUCUUGAAUUCCAUUGUUGCGAAAGAGCAUGUAAAAAAACAUCAGUUUUAGUGCUGAUUAUGAGUUAGCAUUAGCUUUUAUAAAUAAAGUGGUAUCAUUGUCUACUCUAUGGCCAGGCUGUGGCACGCCUCCCCGUGAUUGGCUCUGAGGUCCUCGCAUGAUCUCGACCCUACUCCCCACUGGUCUGGCCAAGGCCUUGCCUUGAGUGACUGGUUCCUAGGUCUCAAACUGAUUCCACACACACUGCUUACUCAUUACCCUGAUGAUGGUGGCAACAAGGACAUCUGAAACAUUGGUAAACUACCAGACUACGUAGAAUUACCCAGAAGACGGCCAUCUUCACUGCCUAGUACUGUCAUUUGUUUCAUAGCGCAGGACAGACAGUUUCAUUUUAAAGCAGUUGAUUGCCAUUGGAAUGUAGUACUACAAGAAUUUUCUGCUGCUUGUAUGAUUUUAUCAGCACACUUAUGAUAGGAAUGUUUUGUACAUAUGUGCAUAUAUGUAAUGGAAGGUUAUAUUUGUUUAAAGUACAGAACCAGCGAUGGAUUUCCCUAAAGUUUGGUGUUUGAGGUCUGAAAUGAAAGUUUCAGAAUUUGAGGUUUUCACAGUGACAUGUUUUCUGGCUUUAAACUGUUAUGCUGUACUUUUUCUGUGUUGUUGCAAUGCAGCCCUCAGUUAAAAAGGCAGUGUGUUCUUCCAAACUGUUGGCAUACAACAUCCAAAAAGUAUUUUCAUUUUAACUAUAUGUUCUUUAUUCUCUUUUACUUAAGAGAAUUAUAUAUUUCUUAUUUCAUUUGCUGUUGUAGGCAAGAAAUUUGUAUUUUGAAGGUUCUAGGGAUUGUUUGUUGUGUACUGUAUUGCAUAUUCCUUUGUUUAACUUUUAGCACUUUCUUUAAUUUAUUUACAGUUGUAAGGAAAUCAGUAUUGAAUGAGUUUCCUGUAAAUAAAGGAUGACAGUAAUUAACUGCUGGAUGAUACAUA
This is a messenger RNA of Zootermopsis nevadensis, 2372 nucleotides long. Its product is annotated as ubiquitin-conjugating enzyme E2 J1. Lineage: Eukaryota; Metazoa; Arthropoda; Insecta; Blattodea; Termopsidae. The record is from RefSeq and is a predicted model, not a curated record.